AUGAUUAUUUGGUCGACUUUGAAUACAUGCUCUCGUCUCCUCUUCCAUUCGCUUAUCUGCCUUAUUCUUACUCAGGAUGUGCUUUCAGCACUGGGUUCACCGAGUCGGGUGUACUACAAGACAGAAGAUAAGAUGAUGAUCCACUUGCCUCAGUCCUAUCGAAAGUUGCGACAGCAGCGCUGCGACUACUUCUACAACUACUUCACUCUUGGAGUGGACGUCCUCUUUGAGGCGCGGACACAUCGUGUUAUCACCUUUGUGCUUCACACCAAUCAACCUGGGGAAUACACUUUCAACACCUACUACCGUUGCAUGUUCGAGAUUCCUCUCUCAAUCACCUCCGACGACGGUGAAGUCAAGUCAGUCGUUAUCAACCCUUUCGUGAAGAUACAAUCCCUGCUGGAGGGUGUGAUUAAUGAGCAGCCCGUGGUGAUCCACCAGGAGACCACUGCUCGCAGAAAUCCUUUCGGCGUGACCAACGCCUACAACUAUCGUGAUCUCAUCUUCGAGGUGCUUCCGCAAAACGGGUAUCUGGCCUCGGUGACAAUCUACUCCCUGCCUGAAGAGUCUGCAUCCUAA
This is a messenger RNA of Hydatigera taeniaeformis, 579 nucleotides long. The record is from the annotation of a GenBank genome assembly. Lineage: Eukaryota; Metazoa; Platyhelminthes; Cestoda; Cyclophyllidea; Taeniidae.